AUGCACCCCACCAAGCCCAGGAGCCCCAGCCCCGGCACGACGGCCUGGGACUACUCGGGCUCCGGCGACCUGGAGGAGCUGGAGCCGUGCCCGGCCCCGGACCUGCCCUACGGCUACGCCUACAUCCCCGCGCUCUACCUGGCGGCCUUCGUGGUGGGCCUGCUGGGCAACGCCUUCGUGGUGUGGCUGCUGGCCCGGCGGCGCGGCCCGCGGCGCCUCGUGGACACCUUCGUGCUGCACCUGGCCGCCGCCGACCUGGGCUUCGUGCUCACGCUGCCGCUGUGGGCGGCGGCGGCGGCGGGCGGCGGCCGCUGGCUCUUCGGCGACGGCCUCUGCAAGCUCAGCGGCUUCGCGCUGGCCAGCACGCGCUGCGCAGGCGCGCUGCUGCUGGCGGGCCUCAGCGUGGACCGCUACCUGGCCGUGGUGAAGCUGCUGGACGCGCGGCCGCUGCGCACGCCGCGCUGCGCGCUGGCCGUCUGCUGCGGCGUCUGGGCCGUGGCGCUCCUGGCCGGCCUGCCCUCCCUGGCCUACCGGCGGCUGCAGCCGCUCCCCGCCGGCGGGGGCAGCCAGUGCGGGGAGGAGCCCUCCGACGCCUUCCAGGGCCUGAGCCUGCUGCUGCUGCUGCUCACCUGCGUGCUGCCCCUGGGCGUCACCCUGGUCUGCUACUGCCGCAUCUCCUGCCGCCUGCGCAGGCCGCCGCACCUGGGCCGGGCGCGGAGGAACUCGCUGCGCAUCAUCUUCGCCGUCGAGGGCGCGUUCGUGGGCUCCUGGCUGCCCUUCGGCGCCCUGCGGGCGCUCUUCCACCUGGCGCGCCUGGGGGCGCUGCCGCUGCCCUGCGGCCUGCUGCUGGCGCUGCGCUGGGGCCUCAGCAUCGCCACCUGCCUGGCCUUCGUCAACAGCUGCGCCAACCCGCUCAUCUACCUGCUGCUGGACCGGUCGUUCCGCGCCCGGGCGUGGCGCGGGGUCUGCGUGCGCGCCCACCGCCCGGCGCGCAGGGGCAGCUCGGCGUCCUCGCUCUCUAGGGACGACAGCUCGGUGUUCCGGAGCCCCGGCGGCGGCUGGGAGCGAGCCCGGACGGCCAAAGGUGGCUCGGCGGUGCUGUAG
Molecule: messenger RNA, 1104 nt
Organism: Hyaena hyaena (striped hyena)
Lineage: Eukaryota; Metazoa; Chordata; Mammalia; Carnivora; Hyaenidae
Gene: GPR25
Product: G protein-coupled receptor 25
Exons: 1
Coding region: 1-1104 (367 amino acids)
Biological process (GO): G protein-coupled receptor signaling pathway
Cellular component (GO): membrane
Molecular function (GO): G protein-coupled receptor activity
Source: RefSeq, a predicted model, not a curated record